Molecule: messenger RNA, 2139 nt
Organism: Poecilia latipinna (sailfin molly)
Lineage: Eukaryota; Metazoa; Chordata; Actinopteri; Cyprinodontiformes; Poeciliidae
Gene: cimap1b
Product: ciliary microtubule associated protein 1B
Exons: 6
Coding region: 785-1588 (267 amino acids)
Cellular component (GO): cytoskeleton
Source: RefSeq, a predicted model, not a curated record
UUGUGUUUUCUAGUCAUUUCAUAAGUGAAUUUCCAGAAUUUCCAUUUGAAUCUCAUUAUGUUGAAAAUGGGGAAUAAAAGACUUAUGUAAAUCUGUAGCAAAUUUCACUGUACAUUCAUGUAAUUCAACUACACUGUUUAUUCCAGAUGGGAAAGUAAAUAUUCUACUCACAUCAUCCAAAUAUAUUUAAAGAGUCUUUGUGGUGAAGCUGUGGGGAGAAAGGAUUUCCAGUAGCAAUCAGUCUUGCAAUGAAGUUGAAGGAAACUCUGACUGAAGACUGUUGCUAUAUGACAGUGUUUUGACUGUCAUGACAUGCUAACAGCUGAAUAUCCUGGCAGCAGAGACGAUAUUUCACAGCUUACAUGUCAUGGAUGGCACCAGCUAUGGCAAACACUGCUAAUCCUCCUCAUGGGCUUUUUUUAGCUCCUGCUUAAAUCUCUGCCAGGCCACAUGGCCAGGAAGCCAUGAGAACUUUAUGGAUGGUAUGCAUGUUGUUCUAUCUGGUGUAAAACUAACACAAAAUUUCAGGAAAAGAACGUCAUACCAACAGCCAGAAAUUGCAGGGCAGUCUGAUGGACUAUUGCUUUUGUUCUUUUUAAGUUUCUCAGAAGGGUUUAGUCAAAGUCUAGACUUCAAUAAUCUUGACUUGUGAUAUAGAAUAAACUUUGUGCUAACUGAAUAUGUAUGUAGCUAAUAUUGAAAACAGGAGAACAUUAUAGAGUGGCAAAUACUCUGAGAGAAAAUAAAGCAAAUUUCUGACUGAACGUCUUUUUUUAUAACUCAAAUGCUAAUCAGUUUUCUCAAAGCAAUGCCAAGUGAUGAGCUUUGGGUUGGAUCUUGGAGGCCUCACAGACCAAGGGGGCCUAUAGCUGCUCUCUAUGGGAGCCCAGGGCCCAAAUAUUCCCUUCCUGGGCUUAUAGGUGCUUCUCAGCAUGAUCCUACCAAAUAUAAAGCACCAAUGUUCUCCUUUGGUGCUCGUCAUGAGGAAGCGAAUACAAACUGCUCUCCUGGUCCAAGAUAUCUGAUCCCUUCCAACAUGACCAUGAAAGGCAGAAGUAAAAUGCCUGCAUUUUCUCUUCUCGGCCGACCGAAGCAGCUUCAAAUGUCCCAUGUGCCCGGACCAGGCCAAUAUUCCCCAGAGCGUUCUGGAAAGAUGACCAUCCGUUCAGCUCCUGCUUAUUCCCUGUAUGGGAGGAGAAGAGAUCGCAUUAACACCCAAAUGCCAGGUCCAGCCACCUACACUCUGCCUCCCAUGCUGGGCUGUAAAACUGCAGUUGCACCUUCAGCACCCAACUACACACUUCAAGGCCGCGGUAAAAUUGGAAGCUUCCACGAAGACCCUAACAAGACUCCGUCUCCAGGCCCUGCAGCCUAUAAAGUUGUGGAUCCCUCUAUAUAUAGGCAGAAACCUCCACAGUACAGUAUAAAGGGACGCAACUUUGCUCCUGAGGAAAACACAAGAAAACCCGGCCCAGGAGCACACUAUCCUGAGCGUGUCACCUUUACAAGAGCAAAAGCUCCCAGUUUCACCUUUGGAUUCCGUCAUUCACAAUACAUUGCACCCCUCAUUACAAACGCAGAUGAAUAAAGGAAGAAAGCUGGCUUUAGAUAAAAGAAAAAACAAAUCACAACUCUUGAGAUCAUGUUUGAUCAUAUUUGCCUGUCAUGCUGUUCAUACUUUAAUAUUAAAUUAUCAGACGGAUGUUUUCUUCAAAAUACCAACAAAUUACAUUUAUUUUGGAUGGAUUUAAAAUUUUAGUUUUAAAGAUAUUUAAUGAACAAAAGGAAAUCAGGAAAUAAUGCUUCGUGAUUGUCUUUGAAUCCUGGUUCUUGUUUUUUUCCAAAAACUCUACUGGAUGUUUUUUUUUGUUUUUUUUUUUCCCCCCACAAUUUUACCAGGAAAAAAGUACAAGAAAUCUAUGCUAAGCAAAUGUUUGCUUUGGAGUGCACGGGCACUUCAAAAGCACUUAUUAGAAAACUUAUCGUUAAGUAUUCUAAUACUGUUUAUAUAUCUCACUUUGUCAGGUUCGUUAGCAAUAAGCUUACUUCUAAAUUUAAUUAAGUCUUUUUAGUUACAAUUUUCUUCUUUUUUGUUGUUCUGUUGAUUGUUUUGUUUAUUGGUUCCCAAAUAAAACUGUG